AUGGGUCAAGGUGCGUCAACUUACGGCAAAGACAAGAAGAAAAAGGACAAGCAGAAGCCUAAGUAUGAACCUUCUGUACAAUCGAAAAUAGGACGCAAGAGAAGAAAGGGCCCAGCCACGGCUGAGAAACUUCCAAGUGUGUAUCCGAGCACCCGUUGCCGGUUGAAACUACUACGCAUGGAGAGAAUCAAAGAUCAUCUACUUUUGGAAGAAGAGUUUGUCACGAACUCAGAGAUUCUGAAGCCUUUUGAGAAGAAACAGGAAGAGGAAAAGAAGCAGCUGGAGGAAAUUCGUGGUACACCAUUGUCUGUAGGGACUUUGGAAGAAAUUAUCGAUGAUGACCACGCCAUCGUGACCAGCCCUACUACGCCGGAUUUCUACGUGUCAAUUCUGUCGUUCGUCGACAAAGAACUGCUAGAACCUGGUUGUUCUGUUCUUUUGCAUCACAAGACCAUGUCCAUCGUUGGUGUUCUUCAAGACGACACCGAUCCAAUGGUAUCCGUAAUGAAAAUCAACAAAUCGCCAACAGAGAAUUACAGCGACAUUGGAGGAUUGGAGUCUCAAAUUCAAGAAAUCAAAGAAGCCGUCGAGCUUCCUCUAACACAUCCGGAGUUGUACGAAGAAAUGGGCAUCAAGCCUCCCAAGGGUGUCAUAUUGUAUGGUGCCCCGGGAACAGGAAAGACUUUGUUGGCCAAGGCCGUGGCCAAUCAGACUUCCGCCACAUUUUUAAGAAUCGUGGGGUCGGAGUUGAUACAAAAAUAUCUUGGAGAUGGUCCUAGACUUUGUCGACAAAUUUUCAAAGCCGCAGCUGAUAAUGCGCCCAGUAUUGUUUUUAUAGAUGAGAUUGAUGCUAUUGGAACAAAACGUUACGAAUCCAACAGUGGUGGUGAGAGAGAAAUCCAAAGAACAAUGCUGGAAUUGCUGAAUCAGCUGGACGGUUUUGACGACAGAGGUGAUGUGAAGGUGAUAAUGGCUACGAACCGAAUCGAAAGUUUAGAUCCCGCUUUGAUCAGACCGGGCAGAAUCGACAGAAAAAUCUUAUUUGAAAACCCAGAUAUUGGCACAAAGCGCAAAAUUCUAAGCAUCCACACAUCAAAAAUGAAUUUGGCUCCAGACGUGGAUCUUGAGAACCUUGUGACCUCCAAAGACGAUCUUUCGGGUGCUGAUAUCAAGGCUAUGUGUACCGAGGCCGGUCUUCUAGCGCUGCGGGAAAGAAGAAUGCAAGUGACCGCUGAGGACUUCAAACAGGCUAAGGAGCGGAUAUUGAAAAACAAGGUGGAGGAAAACUUGGAAAGUCUGUAUUUGUAG
This is a messenger RNA of Lachancea lanzarotensis, 1308 nucleotides long. RefSeq names its product LALA0S09e06348g1_1 (gene RPT2). Gene Ontology annotation, cellular component: proteasome regulatory particle, base subcomplex. Lineage: Eukaryota; Fungi; Ascomycota; Saccharomycetes; Saccharomycetales; Saccharomycetaceae. The transcript has 2 exons. Gene Ontology annotation, biological process: proteasome-mediated ubiquitin-dependent protein catabolic process. Gene Ontology annotation, molecular function: proteasome-activating activity; ATP binding; ATP hydrolysis activity. The record is from RefSeq and is a predicted model, not a curated record. The coding region runs from base 1 to 1308 and encodes 435 amino acids.